UCAAAAUUUCGCAACAAAAGUGGAUUGAGCCUAAAAAAAUGUUUUAUAAAGCGUAAGAUUCGUAAAGUGUUUCAUCUUUUCAUUCUUACGAUUGGAAAAUUCUCAAUUAAAGUGUACCAGACUAUUAUCUUACUUGUGUAGUGAUCGGCUAUGAAUAGCUGCCGAAAUUAUUGAAUAGUGACGAGCAUAAUUUGCUCACAGAAAAAAACGCUUUCCAAUUUUCCACCAUUUUCACGUCACCUUUUUCACUUCGAUCUGAUCGAGAGAGAAAAAAUUCGACAAUUUUACCUCCAAUCACUAAAAAGAGCAUGAACAAAUUACCAAAAUGAGUUCGUCGGAAAGCGAUAAGAUUCAAGUGAACAAAACCAAUAUUUUUCCAAUGGAUUUGGCUCCAAAAAUCGGUAACAUCGCCCUGGUGAAGCCAAGUGAUGGCAAAGGAGCUACCGUUCAAACUCCACAAACGUUUAGAACAAUUAGUCAACAGGGCGGUCAAAUGAGAAUAGUUAUGCCUGGGCAAACAACUGCCGGACAAAUCAUUCAAACUCACAUCAUGCCACAAACGAUGAUAAAACAAGUUGACGCAUCCGGACGAACACAACUCACGGCUUUGCCUUCGCGGACGUUGACACAAGCUUCGAUUGUGACACGAUCACCAACGUUCAGCACUUUCGCUCCCAGAGGUCCAGUUGCUGCAACAAACAUUAGUGUACCGCGUGGAACAACUACAUUGCCAAUACGGGCGCCCACUCCACCGUCGAAUGUGUCCAAUAUUACAUCGACAUUCAAUCGAGGUGUUGCUCCGCCACGCACUCCAUCACCAGCCGGAACCAUAAUAUCUUCGGGUACAACGACUUGGAUGACUGGAGCGCAACCAGUUCCAUUAAUUCGUGCCAAUAUUAAUCAAUCGCCAAGGGCACGACUCGUUGCACAACCCAUUCCUGCUAGUGUAAAUGUCAGCAGCUCGGGCAUAACGACCAUAUCGGCUAAUAUUGUGUCGCAACAAAAUCAAGUUGCCGCAGUUACAACUGGUCAGCCAACAUUCGUAGCAACGGUGCUUCCGCCACGUCCACAAACGGCAACGUUAGUGUACAGCAAUUCACAGCAACAAUUUACAUCGACGCAACGUCUGGCAGUAACUACUCCAAUAACUGGCCAACGACAGGUACGACCCAUCCAAUUAACAAACACUCGGCUUCCAACUCAAGGCAUUAAUGUGAGAGUAAGCACAGCCAACAUAGCCAACAUUCGAGGCCCUAACAUUCCAGUUUUGGCUCCGACGAGUGUCCUAUCGUCGCUACCAAAUACUGUACAAGGACGACCAGCCACAUUGUCAACAUCGAAUAUUUCGAGCACUUUGCCGGCAACUCGUAUCAUUCAGGUGCAACAACAGCCGCAAACUGGUGGUCCCCAAGUGAUCAGUACCAGGCAAAUAGCCGCCGCCAAUUUAAUGACUCUUCAUCCAGUGAUUAUGAACACAGCAACUGGCACUGGUACGGGUAGAGUUUCAUCGACAACGAAGGUACAGCCAUCAUUAACAAUAACCCAUGUCGGCAAACUACCAGCAAGUAAUACACAGCAAACAAAUCUCGCUUUGGCCACCAAUAUUUCGCAAGGAGCUACUCUCACAUCAGGCAAUUUGAAUCAACAAAUUACCCAUCAAUCGACAUCGUCGACCCCGAUCGGAAUUGUUACAAGCACAAAUCCAAUAAAUCAGGGCCAGCAACAGCAUCAAAUUGCUCAAAUUGUUGGUAUCAAUCAACAGGGCGGCAGUCAUCAAAUUCAAAUAAUUGGCAGCCAAAACGUUCCAGCCUCUGCAACCGUCGUACCACUAACGAUAACAUCCCGUGGAUCGAAUGCAUUUACCGCAUCGGUAACAACGAUUCCGUCAUCGUCGGUUUCGCAGAUCAUGCGAGGAAACGUAAAUGUUAUGUCCACCAACAAUGCAUCAACGACGGUACCAAUAGCAAAAGUGGUACCACAGCAGCAACCGUCUGCCAAUGAUGGUCAUCACCAGACGACUGUUUCCGUGAAUUCCGGCCAAACGCAAAACGUUUUCAUUCACGCCAGAUCGACGAACCCAAUCGUUUCGAAUGCAUCGACCGGAAACACAUUGCCAGCCAAUGCAUCGUUUCUGCAAGCCGGCGGAACAUUUUAUUAUGAGCCCAGUUCGACCGGCAGUGGCAUUAGUAAUGUGCUAACAUUGGCCACAUCGACUGUAACCAGCAACUUAAAUCAAACGCAAAGUCAAAGUACUUCAAUAGCACCAGCCAAUCCAUCUUGCGGCUUGGUGACAUCGGUAUCAUAUACACCGCAGGCCAGUUCCUUCGCUGUCGUUCCAUCAUCCAAUCGAAAUAUUGGCCAACUGCAAGGUGCUCCUCUGUCUAGUGGCCAACAAAACAGUCAAAUCCAGGCUGUUCGAUUCAAUCCACAAUUAAUCGUCGACAACAGUCAAAACAGUUCGGGCGUCACUCAUCAGAUUAUCACCAUGCAACAAGUGCAUACAGCCAAUAGUCAAAAUCAAGUGCCAGUUCAACAAUCCACCCAACAAUCACAGCCAUCACAACAGACACAUGUACAAAUUCCAAUCACAUCAAAGACACCAGUGCAAUCGCCACGUGCAAGCAUCCUGCGAAAACGUGACAGUGAAGGAAUUCUGUCUGUUCUACCAAUUAGUGCGCAAAUCAUCAAAUCGGUAGCCAAAAAUCUGGCACCAGCUCUGAUGCAAAUGAGUACGAUCACCGACAAAGAUCGCGAGCGAGUGCCGUCUCCUCAUUCUCGUCCUGGCUCAUCGGAAGGCUCGACUACUGUGAGUGCUACAUCUAGUCCGAACUGCGAUCAACAGGAGAUGGAAGAGAAUCGAGAAAUGCUUAAGCGAAGCAAUAUUCGCGGCACUGAAUUAACAUUUAAAGCUGUCGACGACAUGUAUCCAACGGUUCAACCGCCCCAUAUGUUCCAGCAACAGAAUUCCACCAGCAGCAGCAGUAAUGGAAUUGAAGAAGCGUCACCGAAAAAGAAGCCUAGAAAACAGCAAUUGCGUAACGACAAUAAAACGACUUCCAAGAAUUAUAUGCCAGCCCAGUUGGACAAUAACACCGUGUCCAUUGCUGCAGAAAUCAGUAAACAGCAUCACAUUCGAAGCAAUAAAGAGAAUUCAAAACCAGCCGACAUUUACAUUAAGAAACCGCGAACCUGCACUUUGUUGGACGGUUACAAGCAAAAUUGGAAAGCGGCCACCAAUCAUUUUCAACGGUAUUCCGACGUGAAACCACGCGAAGAACGUCGCCCAUCGGUCAUGGAUUUGGCCAAUCAAGCGAAUGUAUCACAAACCGUUAACGGAUGGAAAAUAUUCCAUUUGACCGCUCAAAUGGAAGACUUGUGUGACCUCGAAUCUCAGGUGUACAGCAAACUCUCUACGAUGUUGCAAUGCAUGGAAGCGCACAAUCAAAGCGUUGAUGUCGAUCGAGUGAAUGAUCUCAUUAAGGGUAACAUGCAACGCAGUAAAAUCGUCACGGACGGCAUUACCGAUGCCCGUUCGCAAAUAUUGAAGAUAUUCGAUCACAAGACUCCCGUUUCGGAUAUAAUCAGUCGAUGUGCAUCGAAGCGAAACUUCAAAAAGCGUGAGAAAACGAUUUAAGCAGCUGAAUUUUGAAUUCACAGCCGACAGUUAAAUUCUUUUAAGUUAAAUUUUUUUUUUUUGAAUUUUUUGGAUUAUUUAAAUGGGGAGUAUGGCCCAGUUCGUAGUAUGGACCAGUGAGAGUAAAGAAUGUCGGAAAUAAUUUUUUCUUUGUGAUAUGAAAUGCCGUUCGUACAAAUCAAACUAGGUACUCUUUGUAUCCAUUCAAUGAAAUGCAAAAAACAAAAAUUCUACCAAAUUACCAACUUGCGUAUGACGAGAAAUUGUACUCUGUUUUCUCACUAAAAAACAAACAGAAAAUUAUUUUCCUUUUCAUUUUAUAAAUUUCAUUUCAUUUUUCGUUAUCAAUUUAUUCAAAUUUCGUGGUAACUUAAGCUAAGGCAUUUUUUUUUCUUUUUGUGGAAUAUUUUGAUUGUAAAGCAAAAUCGUUGACUUAAAUGCAAACAAAAUGUGUAGUCAAGUAAGUUAUUAAAUCGAGAAUAAGCAAAUGAAAUCAAUAUAUAUUUUAUCGUUGAUGGGGGUUAUCCAUUCAGGAGGGACAAACAUGGAAAAAAGGACAAGAAUAAAAUCAAAUAAUUUUUGUUGUUGUAUAAAAUAAAGAAAUCUAUUCUAUCCACACAGCUUUCGCUAUGAAAAUCUUCUGAUGUGUCAUAUACAAAUAGUGAAAAAAAA
This is a messenger RNA of Bradysia coprophila, 4306 nucleotides long. RefSeq names its product Sin3A-associated protein 130 (gene Sap130). The record is from RefSeq and is a predicted model, not a curated record. Lineage: Eukaryota; Metazoa; Arthropoda; Insecta; Diptera; Sciaridae. Gene Ontology annotation, biological process: negative regulation of transcription by RNA polymerase II. Gene Ontology annotation, cellular component: Sin3-type complex.